Molecule: messenger RNA, 1659 nt
Organism: Nematocida minor
Lineage: Eukaryota; Fungi; Microsporidia
Exons: 1
Coding region: 1-1659 (552 amino acids)
Source: RefSeq, a predicted model, not a curated record
AUGAACGACGGCAAAGAAACAGAUGAAAAGAAAAGAAUAAUGAAAAGAAAUUUCUUUAUAGUGGCAAUUUCUGUUCUAGCAGUUCUAAUUAUUGCAACCAUUGCGUACUACACUGGCUUUUUAACUAAGCUAUUUGGAGAAGAUAAAGUUGAAGAAAAAGCUCCCGAGGUAAAAGUUGAGGAAGCAGGCAGCGAUCCAAGAAGGCUUUUAGAGUCCAUUGAUAUAAACUCUCUUAUUAUGUGGAACUACAAGAAACUCGGAGAGAAGGCGCUAUUUGAAAAAACUUACGCUAAGAGAGAAGAUGAAGCUGAAGAAGUAGAAGUAUCCGAUGCAAAGAAAAAGGUAGAAAACAUGGAAAAAGUUCUCAAGAAUCUGCAGCUCCAGUACAAAGAGCACAUUGAAAAGGCAAAGAAUAAACAGCUGGCAAGUGCAGUUAGCAAUGUCUUGCAGAAAAGUGACAAUCUAAGAUACAUCUUGCUCAUGACAGAUGAUCCGCAGGAGUUUUUAGAAGCUCAGAAAAUACUGGCUGACAGCAAGUGUACAGACGAAACACUGUUAGCCACAUUCAAUUGGUUGCUCACUGGACAGACUCAGAGGAACAUUGAUCUCAUUCUGAAAAUAAUGAACAAGCCCAUUCAAGAAACAGGAAUUGAAGAGGAAAUGCGAAAUGUUCUGGAUCUUAUGCUGCGAAUAAUCGUUACAAACCCGUACAAGGCAACGUACAGGAGAAUAGUGGGAGCUGUGGAUCCGCUGGAGACAGUGCUCGCCAACAUCUACAGAGCAGUGGACAACUUGGUCUCCUACAAUGCUCUGAAAAAAAGUGCUAAGAGCAACGGAAAAGACAAAGAAGCUCUGGACAUAAUAGAGAAGCACAGAGAAAGACUGAGAAAGAAUAAAAUAAGAGAAGAAGAGGUGACAGUGGGGUAUAUUCUGGAAUUCUUGGCAAACAUACAGCACUCAGCCAACAUAGACAACGAGCUGUACAUCAACACGAUGGCUAAGAUGGUCAGAAAAGUGAAGAACUCAAAGAUCUUCUACACAAACAAAGAAGAAAGAUCUCUGGACUUCUUCCUGACGAACAUAAUAAAUUAUAUAGCAAUGGGAGGCUCUGCCAGAAGAAAGGGCGCACUAAACACACACCUGGAGAACCAGCUAAACGAUGUGCACAACAUUACACUGCUAAGUAUCGACGGAGUGAAGAACCCAAAUAUUAAAAAUCUUGGCGACGUAACAAAAACAAUCAGAAUCUACACCAAAUAUAUGGAUGAAACCUGUACUUUUAUCGAUAGAUUUAUUACUUUGAUUUCGUUUGAAAUGCAGUAUUUCCUGGGGAAGUACCCAUUCAGGUGCUUUUUGACUGAGAUAGCCAGAAGCUAUAUAGCUCUUCUAGAGAGUAAAAUGACGGCUCCUACGGUUGGAACCACUUUUAUGAAGCACACUAUGGACAGCCAAGCCAUUGCAUCUUUCCUGGAGAUGGAAAACAAAUCAAAACUGCCAGGGAAGUAUGCGUACGUUACUCCAACUGCAACCAGUUUAUUCUCUCCCAACGAGAAAAUUGGCAAUGAGCCCAUCAAUGUUAUCAAAAGAGCAAUGGAAGACUGCUCGAUUUCUCUAGCACAGAAAAUAGAUAUACUGAAUGGAGAGAAGAAGACGAAGUAA